AUGACAUCCCUCUAUGGUGGAUUACGAAUCGAGAAUUCGAAAAUGACGAAUCUCUCAUUCUUCCCCGCAGCUCAAAAUGGGUUGCUCAAGAUAAUCUGUAAAACAUAUGGCGUCUACAUACAGAACAAUCAAAAUCUAAAAGAUGUUUCAAGCUUGGAAAAAAUGUACAUGUAUGAAGAUGAAUUUGGAGAAGAAUGUGAUUAUCGAAUCGAAAAUAACACAAAACUAGACGCAGAAGACUUGUGUGAUACUGGAUACCCACGAUUUUUCAUGGACCUCAAAGUUAAAGGGAAUAUGAAAGAUUGUGGUUGUCAAGGAGAUGAAAUCAUUCAUUUAUCCUUACCAAACUACAAAAACUGCACGAAACUUUUCCGUGGAUUAAAUUACGAGAAUGAAAUAAUGAUUAAUAACCUAGAUGCCCUGUCUAAUCUCGAAGUCAUCAAAGGAGGUAUCAAUAUUCAGGACAGUGGUGUACAUAAUUUAUCGUUCCUCGAGAAUCUCACAAGCUUAAAAGUCAACAAUUUGAUAGUUGGGCAGAAGCUGAUUUUGAAUCUUGUUGGCAAUGUAAUAUUGGAGAGAUUGGCGUUCCCACAUCUUCCAGAAUUGAAAAAUAUGGACGGCAAGGGAGUUAAACUAGCCAACAUCAAAUUCAACCAUCCAAGUUUAUGUCUCACGAUUGAAGAAUAUUGCUUCUUUUUGGAAAACAAUGUGUCAUUUAUCCACUUGGACACCAAAUUAUGCAAAUAUACCAAAAAUGAAACAUCUACCAUGAACAUUUGUCGUUUCCAAUCGAUGAAGGAAUUAGAGGAUAACUGCAAUUUGGUUAUUGGAGACAUAAUUAUGAAGUCAGGGGAUGAAGAGAAUUUUCAAAAACUGAAGGAUCUAGUAUACUUGUUUGGGUCGCUGGUCAUUGAAAACACAACUAUCGAAAAUAUGGAACCACUUGAUAAGCUUCGUUAUAUUCUUCACUUAAAUGGUUCGAACCCAAUUGUUCAAAUAGUCGGGAACCAAAAACUAAAGCGAGCGUAUCUUCCUAGUGUUCAGAACAUAGUUGUUAACGGGAAUCGGACGGCCAUAUUCCAGGAUAACCACCCGGAAUUUUUCAAAAAUGAGGAAGGCUCAUGCAGUUUAUUCGAAGGAGUGGAUAGCGAUGAAAGCAAACUCAGACUGCGUUUGGAUUAUAUCGGAGGAGAUUGUGGGGAAGAGGUGGUCAUUGUUUAUCGAUCAUCAUCGUCGAAACUUUCUGUUUUAAUUGUGUUCAGUUUUGUAAUUGUGCUACAUUUUGUAAGCGUUCAUUGUAACAAUUGA
Messenger RNA from Caenorhabditis briggsae, 1308 nucleotides. Bases 1 to 1308 code for a protein of 435 amino acids. The record is from RefSeq and is a predicted model, not a curated record. NCBI's taxonomy places the organism in Eukaryota, Metazoa, Nematoda, Chromadorea, Rhabditida, Rhabditidae. The transcript is spliced from 4 exons.